This is a messenger RNA of Piliocolobus tephrosceles (Ugandan red Colobus), 3509 nucleotides long. RefSeq names its product CCAAT enhancer binding protein zeta (gene CEBPZ). The record is from RefSeq and is a predicted model, not a curated record. Gene Ontology annotation, cellular component: nucleus. The coding region runs from base 142 to 3309 and encodes 1055 amino acids. Lineage: Eukaryota; Metazoa; Chordata; Mammalia; Primates; Cercopithecidae. The transcript has 16 exons.
CAUGCUGAAAUUCGCAGGGCAGCUCGCUCCGCUAGGAGCUGGGGCUUAGGCUAUUUCCGGGAGAAGACACGCCCCGGCCGGAAUUACGUCACGGGCAGAGCGGAAAUAGGCUGAGUUCCAAGAGCGUAUGCUUUGCUAGCCAUGGCGGCAGCGAAGGAGCGUUUGGAGUUCCAUGCCAAGCGGCCUUGGCGCCCCGAGGAGGCAGUAGAAGAUCCGGACGAAGAGGAUGAGGAUGAUGCUAAUGAAGCCGAGAAUGGGUUCUCCCUGGAGGAAGUGUUACGGCUCGGAGGCUCCAAGCAAGAUUACCUUAUGCUGGCUACUUUGGAUGAGAAUGAGGAAGUGAUAGAUGGAGGCAAAAAAGGAGUAAUUGAUGACCUUCAACAAGGUGAAUUGGAAGCAUUUAUUCAAAAUCUUAAUUUGGCCAAGUAUACAAAAGCUUGCUUAAUUGAAGAAGAUGAACCAGCUAAAAAAGAAAAUUCCAGCAAAAAAGAAGUAAAAAUACCUAAAAUAAAUAACAAAAAUACAGCAGAAAGUCAAAGGACAUCAGUUAAUAAGGUGAAAAAUAAGAAUAAGCCAGAACCACAUUCUGAUGAGAACGGCAGUACCACACCGAAAGUGAAGAAAGAUAAACAGAACAUCUUUGAAUUUUUUGAGAGACAGACUCUGUUACUUAAGCCUGGAGGCAAAUGGUAUGAUCUGGAGUAUAGCAAUGAAUAUUCUUUGAAACCCCAGCCUCAGGAUGUUGUAUCUAACUACAAAACCCUUGCUCAGAAGCUGUAUGAGCAUGAAAUCAACUUAUUCAAAAGUAAGACGAAUAGUCAAAAGGGAGCCUCUUCUACCUGGAUAAAGGCAAUUGUGUCAUCAGGGACACUAGGUGACAGGAUGGCAGCCAUGAUUCUUCUUAUUCAGGAUGAUGCCGUUCACACACUUCAGUUUGUAGAAACUCUUGUGAACCUUGUUAAAAAGAAGGGCAGCAAACAGCAGUGCCUCAUGGCCUUGGAUACUUUUAAAGAGUUGCUUAUCACAGACCUUUUGCCAGACAGUCGAAAGCUGAGGAUUUUCAGCCAGCAUCCUUUUGACAAGCUGGAACAGUUGUCCAGUGGCAACAAGGACUCAAGAGAUAGAAGACUGAUAUUAUGGUAUUUUGAACACCAGCUGAAACACUUAGUGGCUGAAUUUGUGCAGGUCUUAGCAGUUUUAAGUCAUGAUACAUUAGUAACCACUAAAACUCGAGCCCUUGCAGUGGCUCAUGAGCUGCUUUGUAACAAGCCUGAGGAAGAAAAGGCUCUUCUUGUGCAAGUGGUAAAUAAACUGGGAGAUCCUCAGAACAGAAUUGCCACAAAAGCCUCCCAUCUGUUAGAGACAUUACUUUGUAAACAUCCCAAUAUGAAAGGAGUUGUGUGUGGUGAAGUAGAAAGGCUACUCUUCCGCUCAAAUAUCAGCUCCAAAGCUCAAUACUAUGCAAUUUGCUUUUUAAAUCAAAUGGCUCUGUCCCAUGAAGAAAGUGAACUGGCUAACAAAUUAAUAACUGUUUACUUUUGCUUUUUUCGGACUUGUAUCAAAAAAAAAGAUAUUGAAUCAAAAAUGCUUAGCGCCCUUUUAACAGGUGUCAAUAGGGCGUACCCUUAUUCCCAGACUGGUGAUGACAAAGUGAGGGAGCAGAUUGACACACUGUUUAAAGUGUUGCAUAUUGUGAAUUUUAAUACCAGUGUGCAGGCUUUAAUGUUGCUUUUCCAAGUCAUGAAUUCUCAGCAGACAAUAUCGGAUCGAUAUUACACUGCAUUAUACAGGAAGAUGUUGGAUCCAGGGUUGAUGAUGUGUUCCAAGCAAGCUAUGUUUCUUAACCUUGUCUACAAAUCUCUGAAAGCUGACAUUGUGUUGCGCCGGGUGAAGGCUUUUGUGAAGAGGUUACUUCAAGUUACUUGUCAACAGAUGCCACCAUUUAUAUGUGGGGCUUUAUAUCUUGUGUCUGAGAUCCUUAAAGCAAAACCAGGUUUAAGAAGCCAACUAGAUGAUCAUCCGGAGUCUGAUGAUGAAGAACAUUUUAUUGAUGCAAAUGAUGAUGAAGACAUGGAAAAAUUCACUGAUGCAGACAAAGAAACAGAGAUGGUGAAAAAACUUGAGACAGAGGAAACGGUUCCUGAAAGUGAUAUAGAAACCAAAAAACCAGAGAUUGCUUCCUGGGUGCACUUUGAUAAUUUGAAAGGUGGGAAACAGUUAAAUAAAUAUGAUCCAUUCAGUAGAAAUCCUCUGUUCUGUGGAGCUGAAAAUACAAGUCUUUGGGAACUCAAAAAGUUAUCUGUGCAUUUUCAUCCCUCUGUGGCCCUUUUUGCAAAGACCAUCCUUCAGGGAAACUAUAUUCAGUAUUCGGGGGACCCCCUGCAGGAUUUCACUCUAAUGAGAUUUUUGGAUCGAUUUGUAUACCGAAAUCCAAAGCCCCAUAAAGGCAAAGAAAACACAGAUAGUGUUGUGAUGCAGCCGAAAAGGAAACAUUUUAUUAAGGAUAUUCGUCAUCUUCCUGUGAACAGUAAGGAAUUCCUUGCAAAAGAAGAAAGCCAAAUACCAGUGGAUGAAGUGUUUUUCCACAGGUAUUAUAAAAAAGUUGCUGUUAAAGAGAAACAAAAACGGGAUGCAGAUGAAGAAAGUAUAGAAGACGUGGAUGAUGAGGAAUUUGAAAAACUGAUUGACACAUUUGAAGAUGAUAACUGUUUCAGCUCUGGAAAGGAUGAUAUGGAUUUUGCUGGUAACGUGAAAAAGAGAACAAAAGGAGCUAAGGAUAACACGUUAGAUGAAGAUUCAGAAGGCAGUGAUGGUGAACUUGGUAACCUCGAUGACGAUGAAGUUUCUUUAGGAAGUAUGGGUGAUGAAGAAUUUGCUGAAAUUGAUGAAGAUGGAGGAACAUUCAUGGAUGUGUUAGAUGAUGAAAGUGAGAGCGUUCCAGCAGAACUUGAAGUCCACUCCAAAGUCAAUACUAAGAGAAGCAAGAGAAAAGGUACAAAUGAUUUUGACUUUGCUGGCUCAUUUCAAGGGCCAAGAAAAAAGAAAAGAAACUUCAAUGAUUCCAGCCUAUUUGUAUCUGCUGAAGAGUUUGGCCAUCUAUUGGAUGAAAAUAUGGGAUCCAAGUUUGAUAACAUUGGCAUGAAUGCCAUGGCUAACAAAGAUAAUGCAAGUCUCAAACAGCUUAGAUGGGAGGCUGAACGUGAUGACUGGCUACACAACAGAGAUGUAAAAAGUAUCAUCAAGAAAAAGAAACAUUUUAAAAAGAAGAGGAUUAAAACCAUUCAAAAAACUAAAAAGCAAAGGAAAUGAGAGUUAUUAAUGUAAAUUAUAAAUUGAAAUUCUACUUACGUCUAAUUUUUGCUGUUCAACCAUGUUUUUUGAUCUAGCUCUCUGAUUCCAUACAUUCCAGACUUCUCAGUGGAUUUGUAAUAAACUAUAAAUAAAAAUAGCUCUCAUUUAUAAAGUCAUGUGGAAACAUUGUUAAAAUUAAACAUAUUGAAAAAAAAAAA